Messenger RNA from Paralichthys olivaceus (Japanese flounder), 2514 nucleotides. RefSeq names its product TANK-binding kinase 1-binding protein 1-like. The record is from RefSeq and is a predicted model, not a curated record. Gene Ontology annotation, cellular component: cytoplasm. NCBI's taxonomy places the organism in Eukaryota, Metazoa, Chordata, Actinopteri, Pleuronectiformes, Paralichthyidae. Gene Ontology annotation, biological process: canonical NF-kappaB signal transduction.
CUCGCGGCAGCAUCCACUGCUGAUGUCAGACUCCAGUCAUGUCGACCCCCCUCAGCACCAUCCUCUUCACGGUUUUUCUACUCAGACCUAACUGAUGAUGGAUCUAUAUGGCAGAGGAGAGCUAGGGCUGCUGGGAGGAGGGGAGAGCCUGAGAGAUGACAUGGGCGGAUCUGGGAUCAGCUGGUCGUCCAAUCGACUGCCAGAGGACAUGUACCCAUCAUCAGGAUUGGCCUUGGCUGCAGCCUAUCAUGACAUUAAGACCCGGCUGGCCAGUCUGGAGAGGGAGAACAGCAGCAUCAAGAGGAAGCUGAAACACUAUGAGGUCAAGUUUCCCAUGAUCAGUGAAUUCGGAGAGGAGAGGAUAGUGUGUUGUUCCUGUGAGCCCAUCACCAAGGAUGCCAGUGUCAUUCAAUCAGAGACCACAAACCUACAACAGAGGAUCAACUCUCUCACUCAGGAGCUUCAGAAGAGUAAGGAGAGAGAGGAGAGGCUGGAGGAAGUCAUCCAGGCAUAUGAGAAGAUUCACUUGGAGAAAAGCAAUGUACAGAGAGACCUAGACAAAAUGACGACUCUAGCGGAGCAGCACGUAGAGAGGAUCUGCAGUUUGGAGUCGGCUCUCAGACAAAGAGAGACGUCCCUUCAGAAACUCAGCACUCAACUCCGCAGCAAAGAGGCCCGUCAGUCUCAACUCCACGCCAGCCUGGACGUACCCAGAGAGGGCCGUGGGCCGACGCUGCAGAGCUCCCGCAGUCUGGACGCCUUGUCAGACCUGAAACUGCAGCGACUGGAGGCAGAGCUGGAUGGGGCACGGCACCGGGCAGAGGGAGCCUGUCAGAGGGAGAAGGAGCUGAGGGUUGAACUUCAGAGGCUGCAGCAAGAGGCAGCUCAGCUGCAGGAAGCACAAAGACAGUCACAGGAGUUGGCCCCACACUGUGAGCACUGUGACGUAGAAUGGAUAAAGAAAGCUGGAGAUGAACAGGUGAACCUGGCGUUAGCCUACACUGAGCUAACAGAGGAGCUGGGUCGGGUUCGCAAUCUGGCUGCAAAACAGAGUGACCUUCUACGACACGUCUCCCAGGAGCCUGUCUCUCGUCCUCCCUCAACCCCUCAGCGUCUCUCCCCCACCUCCCCCCAGCGCCCCUCACUCUCCCCUGAGAGGCUUCUGCCCACCCCCUCUCCUCCACUCUCCCUAUGCGACAGCCCUGCCUCUUACUCUCAGCAGCCAACCAGCAGCCGCCUACGAGCAAAGUUCCAGGGUCGCCGCAGUUACUCGGAGGUGUCUGACCCAUCAGCCAUCCACAGGCCGCCAGCGCGCUUGAGGAGGGACCCUGUUUCCACUCUCCCCAAGCCCAGGCCUCUCCUGGGCGAGAAACAGGGCUACGGCCAAAACAAACCUCAGCUCCGCACAGCCUUGUUGGGCCUUGUCAGGCCAGCCUCAGCUCAUGGAGGAGGGGAGCGGGGGGGAGGAGGGGGAGGCGAGAGAGGUGAGAGAGGUGGGGGCAGCAGUUUGAGCAGCAGUCCUCAUCACUGUGCAUUGGACCUGGGAUUUCCAAUGGCUGCUGAGGUGCAUCACUUCUGUCGUCUUGACGACCCACCCGAACCCACCCCACUGGUGACACCUCCACAGUCCUCUGAUGAUGAAGAGGAUGUGUGUGCAUAUCUGUCGCCGGCUGCCAGCCCACCUCGGACUCUGGGUGCAAUCGGGAUUGUCUCAUCAUCACCAAGAGAACAGCCACUACACCCCUCGUUCCCGUCUCCAAGGAAACAGCCCCACCAUCCCUCCUUCUCUGCCCCCGAGGGCCCUGCCACCCUCUCCUGCCAUCUGCCUCCCUACAUGAACACAGAACAUGCUCAGUCAUGGCCUUCCAUUAACUUAUGGAUGGAGUCGGAGGAGAGUGCUGUUCGCAGCUGUCCUUUGUGUCAGCUGACCUUCCCAACUGGUUACCCUGAUGACGCCCUCAUAAAACACAUUGACUCCCACUUGGAGAACAGCAAGAUCUGAGUUGGGUUUUGUUGCUUACACCCAAUUUCCCCCAGAGGCAAUCUUGACAGAUUUAAACACGGUAAAGAUUUAGUGAUCCUGCAUGCUUCUUUCAGGGUUCCCAGUAAAACUUCCACAUAGAGGGAAAGUCUGUUUUCUACACUCCAGACUCUUCAUCUUUGUUCACCUGACAUUCCAUCAUCUCUCACAAGGCACCAUAUCAACAAUUCUGUAUCAAAUGUUUUUUUUUUCCUCCGUUCAUAACCAAACUCUGCAUUUGUACAUAUCUGAGUGCUGAGGAGCAGAUGUAGAAAAGACAGUGCUUAAUAUCUCAGAUUCACUGAUGAAGACAGAAGCUGCUGUGUGAAAGUAACCUCAUGUACUGUAUGGUGAUCUGAGAGCAGCUGUGGAGACAGGAGAUGUGCUGAAGAACAUCCGACACAUGUAAUGUCACCUGUUGCUUUCAUGUCCCAGAAUGCAUCAGAGCAUCUGGACGUCCCCUCUCACGUUGUCUCGGAGGAUUAAAAUGAAGA